Populus euphratica (Euphrates poplar) is the source of this 3597-nucleotide messenger RNA. NCBI's taxonomy places the organism in Eukaryota, Viridiplantae, Streptophyta, Magnoliopsida, Malpighiales, Salicaceae. The record is from RefSeq and is a predicted model, not a curated record.
AUGGCCUCCACUACUUCAUCGCCACUACCUCAGGAUUCAGCUACACCGCCAUCGAUGUCCCUGCCUUCGCUCUUGAGGGCCAAACUCCGUCCGACCCAAGGAAACCCAAAUUCAGCCAUAAACUGGUCACCACCACCAACAUCAAGACUAAGGCCACCAUCAUUGGGCUCACAGAGGUCACCAUUACUUUCACAGCCGACGCAGUCAUCCCUGAAUUCAACUAGGGACUAUCUCAGAAGUAAAGCCAUGGAAAUCCUGGAAUCACCAGAUACCUUACCUCUUACUUGUCUUAUUGAAGAGCUUAACUUCCCUGAAACCUCCACUGAUUUAAUGUAUGCCCAAAACCUCUUGAAUUACCUUAAAAACAAUUACCUUACGUCCUUCUGUUUUUGCCUUGUUUAUUUCUAUAAGACUUGCGGCUCUGAAUUUGGAAACUGCAAGGAGUAUGCCUUUGAUAUUCUAUGCCAGAUUCUUACAAAAGAUAAGGAAGGACCUUGUCCAGAAACCUCUUUCUUGGAUAAAGAAAUCAAAUCUGCAAUUCUUGAUUUUUUGAAUACAGAGAGUUCAAUAAAGAAUUUGAAUAAGAUUCGCGAUUUUGUCGCCAAGAUUGCCACUAAAGAAGUAAGACUUGGAAAUGAUUGGCCUGAGCUUCUUGAGUUUGUUUAUGAAUCUUUGGAUUCUGAUUCUGAAGAAAAAGUGAAGUAUGCUGUUUCUUUGCUUUAUAAGUUGAUUCCGCAUUGUGCUGUCGAAGAUCUUGUUGUUAGUCCCGAUUCCUUUUAUGAUAGUUUAGUGGAUAUAUUUGAUUCUGAUUAUAUGAGUUUAGAGGUACAGGUUGAGGCAGUUCUGACCUCAAAUCGUUUUCUCUUGUACUGGACGAAUCGAUCGAACCAUGAUAGGUAUAGUGUCCUUAUGAUUCAAAUGGUGGAGACCAUUUCCACUCUGGUUGAGCAUAAAUCAGACAAAGAUGUACAGGCGGUAGUUAAGGAAUUGACUGUGUUGACAAAGGAGAAGCCAUGGACUUUGAGUAGCCACUUUGAUUAUGUAGUUCUAUCUGUGCUUAGGAUCCUAGGUGAAGUCGAACUCCAAGACAAAACAAGAAUUCUUGCACUAGAAUUUGUGAUUGCUUUGGCUGAAGAAAGAGUUCAGGGUCGACAGAUGUUGCUAGGAUCGCAACUCGCAAUCCCAAAGUUUCUUGAGAAGAUUUUGCUUCUGCUAGCAAAUUUGAAAGAUGACUCAGAAUGGGGAACUGCGGAGAGUGAUACACAUAAUCUGCAUUCGGUAAGGUGCUUGGAUAGAAUUGUAGCCGCCUUAGGUGGGGAAGUUCUUAUGAGGUAUUUCCCCCGAUUAUUUGCAAUUAAUUUUUGUGCUGAAGAUUGGCAGAGCCGCCACGCUGCGGUUCUUUCCCUUGGCAUUGUUGCAGAGAGAUGCUCAAGUCUAAAGGAGUCGAAACACAGUUGGGAUCAAAUGGCAGGAAGAAUUAUAAGAAGUGUCAAAGAAGACAUACACCCUUGUGUGCGUUUGACAGCUUUAUAUACAAUUAAACAAUUUUCCAAGAAUUUGAAACCUGAAUUUCAAGACCAGUAUCGCGACCAAGUUCUUCCUGCAUUAACUAAAGCCAUGGAUGAUUUCAAUUAUCCCCGCGUUCAGGUGCAAGCUUAUUCAGCAUUGUUUGAAUUCACAUCGAACUGCACUCCAAGUAUUCUAAAUCCUUACCUAAAAGAAAUUGUCACCAAAUUGCUCGAAGAAUUAAGGGAAGAAAAGCACAUGAUCAAGGGUGAAACUUUAAAAGUAUUGUCAGCAGUUGCUUAUUCAUCACAGGAUCAGUUUGCGGAGUAUUACAGUACUGUCAUGCCUUACCUUAAGGUUAUAAUGAUGACUGCGAAAAAAGAACAUGAUCACAACCUUCUUGCAAAUUCCGUGGAUUGCAUCACUAUGGUUUGGAUGGCUGUAGGAAAGGAGAAGAUCAGAGAUGAUACUGAUAUGGUUGUGAAAAUGCUUAUCUCUUUACAAAGAUCUGAAUUAGAGGCAAAUGAUCCAAUGAGAUGUCAGCUGUUGCAAGCAUGGGCCAGACUGGGGAAAUGCUUGGGAAGAGAAUUCAAACCUUAUAUGAGUGUCUCCAUUCCUCGUUUGCUCAGGUCUGCUAAAAUUGGAUCAUAUGUCCUUAUACCUGAGAAUCCUGACAAUGUUGAAGAAUCAGACGGAAGUAUCAGGGCCCUGAUUCUUGGAGAACGAAAGAUAUGGAUCAAGACUAAGGUCCUGGAGGAGAAAGUAGCAGCUUGUAAAGGGCUGUAUUUACUUGCUGAUGAGUUGAAGGAAGGACUUUCUGUAUGGAUCGAAGAGGUUGCUCAGACUUUAGUUCCAUUUCUCAACUUUCAACUCAACGAAGAGAUUCGAAGAGUUGCUGCUUCAGCCAUGCCAGUGCUAUUAAAAUCAUCUAAAGAAGCAAAACAAAAAGGGAAUCUUGAAUUGUCUGAUGAAUCACUUUUCGAGAAGUUAUGUUCUGAUGUGUUACCAGCUUUGGUAAAAGCACUAAGUAAGGAAUCCUUGCCCGAAAUUGCUGCAAUAAUUUUGGACUCAUUGGAGGAAUGCAUGAAGAUGUCUGGACCUGUUCUAGAUGAAGACCAGACUGACUUGUUCUUGAAGAAGAUAAUGAAUGUUUUGAAUUCAAGAAGCAAAGUAGGGGACAUUGAUGUAAUAAAACAGACGUUACAAGAAGAACAAAAAGUUUAUGACAAAGCCGUUGAUUGUUUGGCCACUUUCAUCAGAAUACAGAUGUCUUCUUUCACACCAUUCCUCGGCAAGCUUUUGCCUUGCAUACAACUUAUGUGGGAAAAGGAUAAAAUAGCUAAAGAGCGAAGAACUGGCUUGCGCAUAUUUUGUGAUGUUGCGAAGCAAUUCCCAGAAGAAGCAUUCAGGCAGUACAAUAUUUGUCUUCUGUUUCUGUUUGAGGCAUGCAAGGAUAAGAACCCCGAAGUUCUAGAGGUGGCUGUCCAGGCAAUUGGGAUAUUUGCUGAGUUUGGUGGGUCUGCAUUCAAGUCUCUUCUUAAAGGGGCUUUUUAUGCUUUGAAAGCGGUUAUAGACCAUCCUAAGGCGUUGCAGAUAGAAUAUGUAAUGGCCCAUGAUGCUGCUGUUUCUGCUCUAGGAAAGUUUUUGCAGUUCCAUCGUGAAAAACUCAAUGCGGCACAGUUUUUAAAGACAUGGUUAAGACAUUUGCCGCUGGAAAAUAAUCUAAACGAGGCCAAAGUUGCGCAUCAUCAGCUUUGUUCACUAGUUGAAGUGUCAGAUGUGGAACUUCUUGGUCCCAAAAAGAAAAAUCUUCACAAGAUUGUUACUGUUUAUGCCGAGAUCCUGUGGGCAGGUAAGAAGUUAGCAACUGAGGAAACUGUAAGCCAAAUGAUCAAGCAAUUGGAACUUUACAGGAGAAGGUCAAUCCCCUCUACCUGGAGAUCCUUCAUGUUAUCCAUGGAAAACCAUCUGCGAAGGAAGUUGGAAUCAAAAUUAUCAUCCUAGAUUUGUUAUUUCUAGUCGUCAAUGUUGUCUGUCCCACUUCGAAACCUUGGUGCUAAUCAGCAAGUUUUCUCAUUGCAGAAUGUAUAU